CCCGCGGGCUGUGUCCGGCGCGGCCUCUCAGCAGAGAACGUGCGUGAGGCACAGCCCGGCCCGCGGGGCUGCGGGGGGAGCGGCGCCCGACGCCUCCUCAUGCCCCCCUGCCCAUGGCCCCCUCGCCAUGGCCCCCAGCGCCUCCCCAAGGCCCCGCGGCCCCUGCCCGGCCGUGCCUCCGCUGGGCGAGCGACGUUUCCUUCAUAGCUUGUCUUUACAUAAGAUCUAGGCCAGGCUUUAGCAUUCCUGCUUGGGGCCCCGUGGGGUGGGGGUUGCUGUUGUGGGAGAUUCCCUUCUCACUUCAGAGGUGCUUGAUUGAAAGGAUAAUGUGAAGAUUCCGCUUUCUCUGUUACGGGGAAGAGAUCGGGUUCUUAUGAAUGAGAGUGGAUUACUAGUCACACAGCUGCCUUCUCAUGCAUUAGUGGUGUUUUGUUUUGAAUGAGCUUUCGAAGUCUUUGCAGCAGAAUGCCGCUUUUAACAUAUAUUUUAGAGAAGGGAACUCUCUGCCUGGGUCUGAUAUUCAGUCACAACACAAAUACAGGGAUGGCCGGUGCUCCAAGCUGGAGGCAGAUUCUCAUCAGGAAGAUGAACAGCCUUUAGUUUGAGGGCAACACCAACUUAGGAGAAAUAAAUUGUUGUCUCUGAGGGUGGUGAGAGCCUGGCCCAGGUACCCAGAGAGGUGGUGGAUGAACCAUCCCUGGAGACAUCCCAGGCCAGGCUGGACGGGGCUCUGAGCAACCUGAGCUGGUGAAGAUGUCCCUGCCCAUGGCAGGGGGGCACUGGGGAGCUGGGAAGGUCCCUUCAACACAAACUGUUCUGUGGUUCUGUGAAGUUAAUCCACUAUAUUCCUGGAACUGGUGUCUCAGGUGUGGUUUUUACAGGCGUGGCCAGCCCUGCCCUUUUGGCUCUCAAGCUGAAAGCAACCGGGAGCAAGCCUGCCCUUCAGCAACUGAAAUGAGCUGGAGUUCCUGCUGCCUCUUCCCAUUCCUGCUCAUUCUUGCUCAUGUCUUUGCACUGCUGGCCUACCAUCGCCUCCUCCUGCAGUUUUUUGGGCCCCUGAGCUGCAAAUGCUGGAGCAGCAGGACUGUGAGCUGCCAGACUGGAGUCGCUCACUGGAUCGCAGCCUGCGGUGGAUUGUUACACACAACCGCAGUCCCAGGCCAGCGCAGACGGACGCUCUGUGCUGUUUCCCAGAGACGCCAGGCUGACCGGUUCCAACUGUCGAAAUCCUGUGGUGGAUUGAUUCAAGCCAACGGAGCCAUUACACAGCCAAACAGAUCAUUUUACAACACAAAUAAGCAUCUUUCUGCAAAAGAUUCCUUGCAGCCAUCUGAAGAGAAAGUGGGUCCUUUCACAAGGUUGAUAGAAGCACUGGGUUUCACGGGACCACUGAAGUACAGCAGAUGGAAAGUUAAAGUAGCAGCUUUGCGCAUGUACACGUGCUGCGUGGAGAAAACUGACUACGAGGAAUUUUUUAACAGGUGUCAAAUGCCUGAUACUUUGAAUUCGUGGUUUCUAGUAGCCCAGCUUCACGUCUGUUUGACCUCAGUGAAGUGGGAGCAGAACAUGGUUGGCUCUGGCGAGGCCAAGGACACCCUGCCACGCUCUGAAGGCUCCGGAACCUCUGUCUUACCUGCUGGACCUUUCACCUCAGAGGCUGGAAACCUUCCUGAGCUGUUGGCCAACGACCUGCCCACGUAGAUUCUGAUCACCAGCUGUUAAACCGUUCCUGUUUCCCCUUGCAGUGUGGCCUAGAUCACAUUCUGCUGUACCUCCUUCUCCCCAGUUCUUCGGAGUUUUAGAUUCAGCUCAUGUAGAGUGUCUUCUGGACCUGAAAAGAUGAGAAUUUUUCCUAGUUUGGUUAAGCCCAUCUCUGUCUUGCUGUUGUCAUUGCCCACUCUGUUCUAGUCAGCUGUGUUUCUGGGAUUUUUGCAUCCCACUUUUUAUAGACUUCAGGUGCUUGUGGAAGCAUCUGUUCUGUUACAGGUUCUGGUGGGUCCUUGGAAUCUCUGGUUCUUAUCUCUUCUUGUCUAUGAACAGAGUUUUCCUACUUACCUUCAGUCAGAAAGGAGGGAAAUUCGGGGUCUCAUGUUUAGCCUCUGCUUUUCCCCAUUUCUUUCAAGACAAUCUUCCAUUCGAGACACUCCAGUGCUAAAAUUAUACUUUAGAAAAUCGACCCAUUCUUUCCUGAAUGUCUUGUCUUUAUAGGCCAUUUUUGUUACUUCACACCUUUGAUGUCAGGAGGACUGUUUCUUUACGUUUAGAAGUCCAGACCUUUUAGAAAAUCUCAAGCAGUUCACCUCCACCGCUGGGUUUGCUGUUUCCCAUCCGGUGGCAAUCUCCGUGGGGUAUUGACCAUGGCCAGAGCUGUUACCAAGCUGCCGAAGAGAUGACUUUGGUGACAGUGGUGACGCGCUAAGAAAUGUCUUGGUGCAGGAUGUAUCAUAUAGAUACCUAGAGCUUCCUUCAUAUUUCCAUCAUACCAAAUGUGGUGACAUCUCUAAGGUAAAUUUGAUGAUGACACCAAGUUGGGAGGGAGUGUCGACCUGCUGGAAGGCAGGAGGGCUCUGCAGAGGGAUCUGGAUAGACUGGAAAAAUGGGCUGAUUCCAAUGGGAUGAAGUUCAACAAGACCAAAUGCCGGGUGCUGCACUUUGGCCACAACAACCCCCUGCAGCGCUCCAGGCUGGGCACAGAGUGGCUGGAGAGCAGUCAGACAGAAAGGGACCUGGGGGACUAAUGGACAGGAAGCUCAACAUGAGCCAACAGUGUGCCCAGCUGGCCAAGAAGGCCAAUGGUGUCCUGUCCUGUAUCAGAAAUAGCGUGGUGAGCAGGCCAAGGGCAGUGACCCUUCCCCUGUACUCUGCAUUGGGGAGGCCACACCUGGAGUAUUGUGUUCAGUUCUGGGCCCCUCAGCUCAGGAAAGAGAUUGAAGUGCUGGAGCGGGUCCAGAGAAGAGCAACAAGACUGGGGAAGGGACUUGAACACAAGCCCUAUGGGGAGAGGCUGAGGGAGCUGGGCUUGUUUAGUCUGGAGAAGAGGAGGCUUAGAGGUGAGCUCAGCACUCUCCAGAACUACCUGAAGGGCAGUUCUAGCCAGGUGGGGAUUGGUCUCUUCUCCCAGGCAGUCAGCAAUAGGACAAGGGGCCAUGGGCUUCAACUCUGCCAGGGGAAAUUGAGGCUGGAGAUGAGAAAGCAAUUCUGUGCAGAGAGAGUGGUCAGGCAUUGGAAUGGCUGCCCAGGGAGGUGCUGGACUCGCUGUCCCUGGAGGUUUUUAAACUGAGAUUGGACAUGGCACUUAGUGCCAUGAUCUAGUAAACGGACUAGAGUUGGACCAAGGGUUGGACUCAAUGAUCUCUGAGGUCUUUUCCAACCCAGUCGAUUCUGUGAUUCUGUAUUUAGGAUCAAAGCAGAGUGGUGCUAUGAUUCUUGUUCUGAAAGACUCAAAGACCUGUUGCAAGACUUCACCUGAGCAUUGUUUUUCAUAAGGAAAUCUGCACUUGAGAAAGUGUUGAUCAGUCUGAGAGAGUUCAAGAGCCACCAAGUACGUAGAAAACGGUUCCUGCAGGAAAAGGUGUCUCAGAUUUGCAUGGAGGAGACUGAGGAUACCAUAUCAGUUGGAAAUGUGCUGCCUCAGAAGAAAGGGAAUAAACUAUUUCAAGGUAGAGAGGACAGGGAGAAAGGGAUUUCAGUUACAUCAGAGGAGUCUUGCCUGAGAGAGCUUUUAAGAACAAGUUUAUCUGGAGUGUCUUAGGCAUUUAGCAGAUCCUGGCUUAACAUUUGGGAAACGGCCACGCUCGCUUUGGUGAGGUCUGCCCAGCAAAGACCUGGACACGGCUGUAAGCACAAUAGCUGGUGAACUUGCUAGGCUGGGCCACAGGAUAAUGUGUAAUCCUAACUAGGAAGAGUUCAGAGUUCUGAUUGUUGCCAUUAUUCAUAGAAGUGUAUGGCACAACAUACAGCUGAAGGCAAAGUCGAUUCAGGAGCUUCCUCCUCCUGCCCCCCGGGUUGCUGGUCAUUUGUGAAUGGGUUAAACGGAAUAAAGCCUUCCAAAAUUG
Messenger RNA from Columba livia (rock pigeon), 4055 nucleotides. Its product is annotated as ubiquinol-cytochrome-c reductase complex assembly factor 1. Gene Ontology annotation, biological process: mitochondrial respiratory chain complex III assembly. Gene Ontology annotation, cellular component: mitochondrion. The record is from RefSeq and is a predicted model, not a curated record. Lineage: Eukaryota; Metazoa; Chordata; Aves; Columbiformes; Columbidae. Bases 754 to 1701 code for a protein of 315 amino acids. The transcript is spliced from 7 exons.